This is a messenger RNA of Coffea eugenioides, 1729 nucleotides long. RefSeq names its product probable inactive patatin-like protein 9. Lineage: Eukaryota; Viridiplantae; Streptophyta; Magnoliopsida; Gentianales; Rubiaceae. Gene Ontology annotation, biological process: lipid metabolic process. Bases 349 to 1515 code for a protein of 388 amino acids. The transcript is spliced from 2 exons. The record is from RefSeq and is a predicted model, not a curated record.
ACCAGACCAGAGUAUGUAAUGCACCCUGGGCACCAUUAAAUGAAACAUUUCAGGGUCAGUAGCAUUGCGUGAUCUUUCGUUCUUUCACGGAUUUCUCCUUCUCCUUUGCUGUCUCUCUCUCUUUCUGUUUCCCUGCCACAACUCCCCAGUCCGCAUGCACUUCCUCCUCCUCCGCAUGACUCCUCACUCAAAUAUCUAACCCUACUCUACUCUUAGUCUACUACUAUUCUACUUCACUCCCACCCACCACCACAAACUCCUGCCAGUCUAAGUCUACUCCAUUUUCUCCAACUUUCUCUACGCUACUUGUGAUUAGUAAGUAGUUCAAACUGCGAAGAGAAACGACCAAUGGAAGGAGGGUUGGAGCUGAGUAAAGUGACGCUGGAAAUCUUCUCCAAGCUCGAGCAGCAGUGGUUGCAUCACUGCCAACCCCACAAGAAGACUCGCAUUCUCUGUAUCGACGGCGGCGGUGUCGGCUCCCCCACCGCCAUCUUCGCCGCUCAUUCCUUGAUCCUUCUCGAAGACCAGAUCCGUGCCAAAUCCGCUGACUCCCAAUCUCGCAUUGCCGAUUUCUUCGAUCUUAUCGCCGGCACUGGCAUUGGAGCUCUCUACGCCGCAAUGCUCGCUGCCGACGACGGUUAUGGACGUCCUUUGUUCACCGCCAGGGACGCCGUCACCUUCGUCGCCCAAAACCAGUCCCGCCUCUUCAAAGUCAAGGCCACCCUCGGAGUCUUCCACCGCCGACAGAGGUUCUCUGGCAGGAGCAUGGAUAUGGUGUUGAAGGAGGCGUUCCGGAGGGAGGACGGCAAGGUCCUGACCUUGAAGGACACGUGCAAGCCUCUCCUGGUUCCCUGUUUUGACCUGAACAGCUCCGCGCCAUUCGUUUUCUCCCGCGCCGGCGCUUCCGAGUCCCCCAGUUACGACUUCGAGUUGUGGAAGGUCUGUCGUGCCACGUCAGCCACCCCCUCCCUCUUCAAGCCUUUCCAUCUGCAAUCAGUCGAUGGCAAAACCUCUUGCUUGGCGGUGGACGGCGGUCUCGUCAUGAACAAUCCCGCUGCCGCCGCCGUCACUCACGUCCUGCAUAACAAACGUGAUUUCCCCUCCGUCACCGGCGUCGAUGACCUGCUGGUGCUUUCCCUGGGCAAUGGUCCGUCAAGCUUGAAACUCCGCGCUAACGGUGAUUGCUCAACGUCAUCAGUCGUCAGCAUUGUUCUUGAUGGCGUCUCCGAAACGGUAGACCAAAUGCUUGGAAACGCCUUUUGCUGGAACCGUAACGAUUACGUCAGAAUCCAGGCGAACGGUUGCGUGAGUGGAGGAGUGGGGGAGAAAGAGGAGGAUGUGAUGGAAGAGAGAGGCGUGGAAUCAUUACCGUUUGGCGGGAAACGGUUGCUGACGGAGACUAACGGACAGAGGAUAGCGGGGUUUGUUCAACGGCUUGUUGCAUCGGGGAGGACUAGUCUGCCGCCGAGUCCGUGCAAGGAAACUGCCGUUAGUCCUCUGGCUAACGGCCGUUAGAUUUAAUUUUUUUUUUUUGCCCUUUUGGUGCUUUAAACUUUUUGGGGUUAAAGUAGAAUAUCUUGUUUUGGUGUAGCUUUUUGAUUGGACUAGCAGCAGUAACAUAAUUAACUCUUCUAGUUUUGUUUCCUUGUCAACAUUACAUGAACUGGCUGUUUUAUGGAGAUUAACGCCUCUAGGAAAUGCAAUUAACAAGUUCCGAGUAUUUUAGCUA